Messenger RNA from Corvus hawaiiensis (hawaiian crow), 4084 nucleotides. It is a transcript of the gene WDCP, whose product is annotated as WD repeat and coiled coil containing. Gene Ontology annotation, molecular function: kinase binding. Bases 211 to 2418 code for a protein of 735 amino acids. The record is from RefSeq and is a predicted model, not a curated record. The transcript is spliced from 3 exons. NCBI's taxonomy places the organism in Eukaryota, Metazoa, Chordata, Aves, Passeriformes, Corvidae.
UUGACAUGGAUUUAUACUUAGAAGAGCAGCUGCAGGCCUACUGAGGAGUUCACAAUAUAGACUGUUGGAUUAUCAGCAGAAAAAACAGCUUGAUGCUGGAAAGGAAGGGACAGGAGACAUGAGAAAAAAAUUUUCUCAUGGUGAUCUGCAAGUGAAUUCCAUGGAUUCUCUACUUUGGAACAACCACUAUUAGAAAGAAAGCUUAAAAAGAUGGAUCUGGGAAAGGCAAAGCUGCUGAGAACCGGCCUCAAUGCUUUAUAUCAAGCUAUCCACCCUGUGCAUGGAAUCGCCUGGACAGAUGGGAAGCAAGUGAUACUGACUACCUUAUACUAUCAAAACGGAGAGCUGAAGUUUGGAGACUCCAGCAUUGUUGGUCAAUUUGAACAUGUUCAUGGGCUUUACUGGGGCCCAUGUUGCUCUACAGACACCCCAGCUCUGCUCGCUGUUCAGCACAAAAAGCACGUAAGCAUUUGGCAGCUGGUGUACAGCAGUGCAGAGGAGAAAAAGCCCUUGAUUUCUCAGACUUGUGAAGUUGGUGAGCCAUUUCCACUGCUUUCUCAGGGCUGUGUCUGGCAUCCAAAGAAGGAGGUCUUGGCUGUGCUUACAAAACGAGAUGCUUCAGUCUUGCAUGCUGUCCGUACUGACAAUACACGGGUUAAGGCAGAGAUCAAAAGCAGCGGACUCAUCCACUGUGCUUGCUGGACUAAGGAUGGUAAUCGUUUAGUAGUUGCUAUAGGCAGUGCUCUGCACUCCUACAUAUGGGAUAAUGCUCAGAAAACUCUAAAUAUCUGCUCCUUUUGCCCAGUUUUUGAUGUGGGAGGUUAUAUCUGCGCUAUAGAAGCCACACUGGAUUUCCAAAUUGCUGUAGCUACUGAGCUUCCUUUAGAUAAUAUUUGUGGUUUCAAUGCCGGCAUUGCAUUUGAUGUGCCCUCUGGUACAGAAGCUGGUUCUUUAAUCUCACACGCUGCUCUGGUGCUUGGUGAUGAGGAAUACUCCAUGGACACACGAAGAAAGUCCAUAGAUUCGGAUAGAUCAGGUGUUGAUUCACUUGCCUCUUCUUCAUCAGGUCCUGUGGAUUUAACCCAUAUCCUUGCAAACCACCGUCAGUCUGAUCCCAGUCCUCUCAUUACUCUGAAACGCAAAGACUCUGCAGCAGCAAAUGGUCAAGAUUCUUCUCACUUGAUCUUGGUGACUUUUGAGAGGAAGGUAACGACCACCAGAAAAGUCACGAUCCCAGGUAUUCUGGUUCCUGAUAUAAUGGCUUUUGACCUUAGAGCUCAGAUUGUGGCAGUAGCCUCUAAUACCUCUAAUAUUGUUUUGGUGUAUUCAGUCACCUCUUCCUGUAUGCCUCACAUUCAACAAAUCCAGCUGGAAAAAAAUGAAAGACCAAAGGGCCUAUGCUUUUUAACAGAUAAGCUCUUAUUGAUUCUGAUUGGCAAGCAGAGGUUCCCUGAGCCUAAUCUCAUUCCAUCUUCAAGUUCAGACAGGUAUAUAAUACGUCUUAUGGUUAAAGAAUUGAUGCUGGAAGAAAACUCUUCAGCAUUGCCUGAAACUAAGCAGAAUAUGUUUUAUAAUUUUGAAUCCUCUAUUAAUAUACCUGGAAAAAGAAAAUUCUUUGAGAAUCUUGCCACAGAAGACCAACCUCAAAGCAGGGAGUUGUUAAUACCAAGAAGAACAGUUAUUCAAUCUCCGAGUGGCAGGAGAAGACUCAUUGAAGAAGUAAAGAGCCCUAGUUAUGAGCAGAGCUCUUCAUCAAGUGUGAGUGACCUGGAUGAAAAAAGGCUCCCAGGUGACUCUUCGGUGGCCUUGGAAACAUUGGAUGCUGAACCUAAAAAUCGCUCAGUGUCUCUUCAUGGUUUUGGAUCACCUAGCAGGAUUUCCAGCAGACCAACAUCCCCUAAAGUGCAGUUCAAUGUGAUCCAAGAAACAUCAAAUUAUCCUAAAAACAACAAUUUGCCAAGUGAAAGGGGAAUGAGUCACAUAUCUAGAAAUUUAGAGAGACUUUGUGGCAGUUUCAAUGAGUUACAGCUGAGUCUUUCUGAAAUAACAGACUUUGCUAGGAACGGGAGGAGGAUAUCUUUAGCCUACCCGUGCUCCCAGGAACCGCCUGUUGUGCAUGUCACUUACCAGAAAAGCUUUCCGAAUGGAUCAGUUACUGAAGAAACGAAAGAUGUUCUCCUCUGUGAUGGCAAGAUCCAUUUGAGUUUAGUCCAGCAGCUGUUUGAUCUGCCUGUUAUUGAAAUGAAACAUGGCUCUUCUUGGAUUGUGCUCACUGCAGACAAGGAUGGCUUUGUGCCAUUAAUAUUCAAAGCCACACAAGAGAUAAUCAUAAGGGAUGGAACUGACAGUUCAGAAGUCUGUGGAGGUCACUCCUACAAAAAAAGCAUCCCAAUGCGACCACCAAGCAGAGUGACAUAAUUUCUGAACAAAGAACCCCAAUGACCUUCUUUUCUCCUACGAUACAGAGACAUUCUGUGGUCUCAGACACUGAGAGAGUAGAAAACUCUCUUCACUACUUUCUGUGUGUUGUAACUGUAAAAUCUGUGGCAUGGUUACACUAUAGCUACAUCCUCAGGUUGGCUGGACCCUCACCAUUUCUUCUGAAGGACUGGACCUACAGUGAAGUUGACCACAGCUGCUGUUAUUAAUGGCUGUCCUGGGCUGGAGCAGAGAGACUAUUGUCUACUUUGAUUGAGGUCACGAUGUUCUUGGAGGAACACUAUUACGCUAAAAAUCAUGCAGUAAUAACAAAUCUAGCUGGUGCAGGUGUACAGUCAACAUAAAACCUAAAGAAAAUACAACUAAAGAGCCUUUAUAUUCAUUAAGGAAAACCAGGAUAGGGAAGGGGGGGGAAAAAAAAAAAAAAGAAAAUUGCUUCAAGCUCUUUUCUGUUCCAGCUGGAUCCCAUGGAAACCUGCAACAUUUUCAGAAAUGCUUAAUUUUUAUAUGGAAAUGUUCAAUUACUAAAAAGGCUGCAUCACUGUCUCCUGUAGUGUCUUACACAGCAUGUAGAUUUAUACAUGCACACAGAAGAGAAAGAAAAAAUCUUGCAAGAUAAAUUAAGGAUCAAAGAAGUUGAAUGUAAAUUUCAUUUGGCUAAAGGCAGGUGGCUACAGUGAACCUUUCAUCUACGCUCCUGUAUGAUCAGUAGAAAACAGAAAAGCACUUCUACAGCAGAUUACUCAUGCCCUAACAGAGAUUUCUAAAAACUGAUCAUGGUGAACUAUUCCUAUUAAAUAAGUAAAUAAGUGCCUGUUCCUUUCCACUGACUGCAAACACAAGCAGGGGGACUGGUUUGAACCCAAACAUUUACAUUUAGCCAGGUGAACCUCACCCUCAGAGACAAGAGGCAAUACAGAUACAGGUGAGAGUCAGGCAGGCAGAUCCAUGGAAACUAAAUUGUUGUGAUUAUGGUGAGAGAAAUAGGCAUAAGGGAAGAACUGAAUGAACUUCCUAACUUUUCCUCAUUGAAAUGCAAAGGAUAAAGUAUAGCGUGCAGCCAUGUGUGCAAGGGCAUUUUGUACUGCCUGAACCGUGGAAAGGCAUUCCUGCUUCACCCUGUACAGCCAGGGAAACAGAAAAAGAAGGACACUUAAGUUACUGUUAGGAGUUAUUUUUCAUACUGUGCAUUUUGGGUCUUGUUAAUACUCCUGGGGAGUCUUUUUUCCCUUCCUGGGAACCAUGGCAAGCCCGUUCAUAGGGCACAGAUACUGAAAUCCAGUUACAAUACUUCACCCCAAAUGAAGGCGGGAUUGAGACGGUAGAUCUACACUCUGAAGGACUUUAAUGGAUUUGGAGGUUUGGCAUUAGUAUCAUUCCAGUGAUGCAGCCAAGAAUCUCUUAAGUUUCAAAUCUUGAAAUAAGUAAACAGUUUAAUUUCAUUGAAUUAAUUGUCUUCUUCAUGCAAGUAUCCUCCCAGGGACAAAGGAAUCAUCAUUCUAAAUCACCUACAACCACAGGCAUGCAAUACAGUGGUGUAUAUUUGUACUACCUUGUUUGCAAAGUUCUCUUUAAGUAGCCUCAAGAAGCAUUCCUGAUUGUAAAAAACAUCCCCAAACAACAAAUAAAUAUGACUUUCUAAGUA